This is a messenger RNA of Capsella rubella, 1197 nucleotides long. RefSeq names its product putative F-box protein At1g32140. The transcript has a single exon. The record is from RefSeq and is a predicted model, not a curated record. Lineage: Eukaryota; Viridiplantae; Streptophyta; Magnoliopsida; Brassicales; Brassicaceae. Bases 1 to 1197 code for a protein of 398 amino acids. Gene Ontology annotation, molecular function: protein binding.
AUGACGAUGAUGUCUGAUCUCUCACAAGAUUUGAUCGAAGAGAUACUGUCUAGGGUUUCAAUAACAUCUCUACUAGCAGUGAGAUCCACUUGCAAAGUAUGGAACGUUUUAUCCAAAAACCGGAUUCUAUGUAGAGAAAAAGCAAGACACCAGUUUCUAGGGUUCUUGAUGAUGGAUGAUAGGCUUUUUUCAUGUAAUUUCAAUCUCCAUGGAAUCGGCCUCAACCAAGACGACAGUGAAGAGUUUGUUGAUCCACUAAUAAAACCAUUAGGUGAUUUACUUGACCGAGUCGAAAUAUGUAAAGUCUUUUCUUGCGAUGGUUUAUUGUUAUGUGUCACAAGGAACCACUCAAGGAGCCUUGUAGUUUGGAACCCGUACUUGGGACAAACUAGGUGGAUCCGAACUAGUAACGAUUACCACGUAGGCUCUACGUAUGCUCUCGGAUACGAUAAGAAUAAGAACCACAAGAUCUUGAAGUUUUUUCCUCAAAAAGGCUACUACGAAAUUUACGAUUUCAAGUCUAAUUCAUGGAGUUUUUCUUUUGUCGCUCCCAACAAGGGACUUAAAUGUUAUCAGCCGAGCGUGUCGAUAAAUGGGAAUGCUUAUUUUUUGACUGAUGCAAGAAAUGUAAUGGAAGGGUAUGAUUGCUUACUAUGUUUUGAUUUUACAACAAAGAAAUUUGGAGAGCUUCUUUCUUUGCCGUUUUCGCAUGAUUUUGAACAGACCGGGAGACUAUCUUGUGUUAAAGAAGAGAAACUCGCGGUAUUGUAUCAGCGAUACUACUACUCAUCUAAGAUAGAGAUUUGGGUGACAACUACGAUUGAGCCCAAUGCGGUGUCUUGGAGCAAAUUCUUAGCUGUUAAUAUGGAACCACUCCCUAGUCUUGAGUUUGACGAUUAUGCUAGCAGUUUCUUCAUCGAUGAAGAGAAGAAAGUCGCUGUGGUUUUUGAUUUAGAUCAAUCUGAACGCUGCAAGACCGCUUACAUCAUUGGAUAUAAUGGAUGCUUGAAAGAAGUGGAUCUUGAAAAUGUCCCCCAUGAACCUGUGAAGGUUCGAGGCUACAUCCAUUAUUUUCAGGCAUUAGUGUGCUCUUCUUGCUCUUAUGUUCCAAGUUUAGUGCAAAUUAAACAGAUUUCAGAACAUGAAAGGAAAGAUAAGAAGAGGAAGAGGAAGAGGAAAGAAACCAACAAGGUGUAA